Molecule: messenger RNA, 3544 nt
Organism: Tribolium madens (black flour beetle)
Lineage: Eukaryota; Metazoa; Arthropoda; Insecta; Coleoptera; Tenebrionidae
Product: synaptotagmin-16
Exons: 9
Coding region: 795-2399 (534 amino acids)
Source: RefSeq, a predicted model, not a curated record
AAAAUCGUGGUGAAAAACAGACAGGGGUAGACGAUACUCCAGGGCCGCGAAAGCCUGAAACAGUGUUGCCAACCGUCGCGUCGUCAGUUUGGCCAACUUACAAGUCCGUGGCGAAGCCGGCCCCCCCUUUGGUGAGAAUGCUGAAGUAGGUGCCCCACACCACGGCCGAGAUCAUGAGCACCAGCGGCGUGAACUGGACGAAGUUGCACUCGCUGGCGGGCCCCCACGUCGUCAUGGUCAAGUCAAUGGCGUUGGUGCGGUUGGUGGCGUUGGGGACGGCGCCCGCGUCGAAGACAAGGUGGGACUUCAACACGCAGUUGUACCCGAAGUUCUCGAGGACCCUCCCGAAGGUGAAGGCAGUGAGGAGGCCGCACACCGCACACCCGAUGCAGGCCAGAAUGUGGGCAGCUGAAACGUCAAUUUGGCACUAGGACGUGGGGCGCUUUGGGGCGGUUACCCUUCCAAAAUGAAGACACUUUGGACGUCUGCCCCUCGACAAUUUGGUAAAACUGGUCCACCACAACCAUUUUGACAUCGCAACCUUCAUGUGGUGAUGGAAUCAACAAAAAUAAACAGCGAGUUUGUUUACAUGGGGCACACCUGUGAGGUAGGCAACACACAAUGCGCUGAAGCUUGGGCGCAGGAGCGGCCGCAGGAGACGGCACUUUGUUCAGUGUUUCAUGAAAUUUCAAUUGAAAUACAACACUUGUCUCGAUUUGUAAAUAGUGGAGGGUUUUGGUGCUGGUUUGUGCACAAGAUGACUAAAAUGAGGUUUAAGUGAGUCCAGGGACGCGAUGUUGGUCAUUUCCGAACACAGCUACUUGGGCGGGACGGAUGGGGGCACCGUAUUGGGCGCCAUCGCCGGCUUGGGGGCCCUCUUCCUCGUAUUCCUCCUCUACAUCAAGAACAAACGAUGGUGGUGGGGCUCCGUCGGAGGCAUGGGAUGCUGCGACGAGGCUUGCCCUCCUGUGUCCUCGCGCCCCGUCCCCUCACCUCCAGUGCCUGCAACUUCUUUCACUCCGGCCCCCCUCAAGCACAAGUUAGUCAAAGCAUAUUCGUUCGAUGGGGGCGACUCGAGUUCCGAGUCCGAGAUGGGGGGUUCAAAAUUCCGUUCAACGCUAGCGUCCGGUACCACGGGCCCCUAUUACCCCCCUCGGCAAGUCCACGACCUCAUUUCCCUGGUGGAGAAGGGCAGGGUUGGUGUCAGUAGCAACAGUUCGUGUUGCAGCUCUACGACCAGUUCCGUGGGGGAGAAACAUGGGGUGCCUGCGACGAGGGUCACAGCCCAGAUCAACGAUAAUCACGGGAGGCUCUCGACGGAUUUGCGCGAAACGAAAAUAGACAAUCAAGGGAUUGAUUAUCACAAGAUCGAAACUUCAUCAACCAUCGUCCAGACGGACAUCAACAGUAACCGAGACUGUAUUGUCGUAAUGAACACCGACACGGAUGAGAGAAACGACCUAAUGUGUUGUAUCAGAUCCGAACCUGAAACGCAGCUAGUCAACAAAUGUGGUCAGCUGGAAAUCGCCCUUUUGUAUGACGCGCCCAUGCGGAAAAUGACGGUUCACGUCCUUCAGGCAAGGGAUAUACCCAGUCGGGAUCGCGGUCAACCCACACACACGCAGGUGCGGUUGAUUUUAUUGCCUAGCAAGAAGCAGAAACACAAAACCAAGAUUCGAUCGGGCGAGAAUCCGCAAUAUAUGGAAAGUUUCGUCUUACACCGUGUCAAUCCAGAGGACGUGAAUUCAAUGGGGAUCCGCCUCCGGUUAUACACAUGUGAGCGGAUGCGACGCGAGCGCCUGAUCGGAGAGGCCGUCGUCGGUUUCACUCACAUCAACCUCGAACUAGAGAACAACUUCUGGCUCAACCUCGAGCCAAGAGUGGACACGACGUUGACAGGUUGCGCCGGGGAGCUCACGAGUCUGGCCCGGUCGGACAGCACGGGCUCCACACACUCCAUGCAGCAUGGGGGCGUCCCAGAACUACUCCUAGGGCUGUGCUACAACGCCACCACCGGUCGACUUAGCAUAGAGGUGGUGAAAGGGUCGCAUUUCCGGAAUUUGGCCCUCAAUCGCGCCCCGGAUACUUACGUCAAACUGAAUUUGGUCAGUAGCACAGGGCAGGAGUUGGCACAUAGCAAGACCACGGUCAGGAGGGGGCAACCCAACCCCCUAUUCAAGGAAACUUUCGUUUUUCAAGUGGCGCUGUUCCAACUCGCCGACGUGACGUUGAUGGUGUCGGUUUACAACCGGAAAGGUGUGACAAAGAAGAAGGAAAUGGUUGGGUGGUUCAGUCUCGGUUUGAAUUCCAGUGGGGCCGAGGAGUUGGCGCACUGGAUGGACAUGAAGGAGUCCCAACAGCAGCAGAUUUGCCGUUGGCACAUUUUAGUCCAGUCAUAGCCACUACUCACACAUAUCAUCUAAUUUGUUCGCGUUUUGUGACCAUUUUAACGGGGUUUCGGUUUCAGGCAGUAAUUUUAUUGGUUUGAGUAGAGUAGCGAGUGAGCAACUGCCAAAUUAUUGAAUUGGUUAAAAUGGUUAUUUGAUACUUAAAUUUGGAACUAUUAACAUAUACGCUAACUUGUCUAUGCCUUAUUAUUAUAUUAUGUAGUGUUUAGAAUGGAACGGAUGUGAAGGGCUCGUGAUUGAUUAAAAACUGUACAUUCCGUUUGCCAUUCCUUAAAUUUUAUUGUGAUAUUAUAAUCGAAUUUGAAAUGAACCGAAGAUCAAAAUGGUAGAAAAAAAGCCUCUGAUGCGACACGGGAGCACUCUGUAGGGGCACAAUCAAAGCGACUUGCCAAACAAGUGGAUUCAAAUGCACAAAUUAAAUAUAAGCUUCAGGAUUGACUAAGAACUCUGUAGGGAUGGGUUUUAGCUUUACGUAAAUGCUCACAUUUUCAGUAAUUUUCAUAACUUCCCGGGAAAUCAUCAAAACUACUGAAAAGUUGAUGUGGUAGUGACUGUCAAUGACUGUGUCGUUAGGUUGGCAACAAAUUUGAAAUCUUGUCAGUGUUGCCAAUCGUAUUUACAGUCACUAUAAUGAAAUUUUUUAUCUCAACUUUACAAUUACCAAAAAUCGAUCAUAACAAGACAUUUUUCUUGUUGUCUCGCGGUCUUGUUACCUUGUGGAGCGAUUUUUGGGACUUGGGCACGGGUUUUUAGAAAUUAACUUUAUCGAAUGUUAGACAUUUAGGGAUAUUACGACAAAAAUAUAGCAUAAGUACAAAACUCAUCCUCAAGGGGUGUAUUAGGGAUUAAGGGCCCCAACGAGGCUAAAAUACCGAAGUUUUGGCCUUGUUGGAUAAUUUUUGGUAAUCCCCUGUGCACACUUUGCGAGCCUUGUACAUGUAUAAAGUUUGAUACUUAUAUUUGUAAAAUAUUGUCAAUUUAAUGUGUUCAUAAACUAAUGGAAACCCUUUCAUGAAUGUGAUUUAAUGUGAUUGGAGUUAUUUGCUGAUCUUAUGAUACUAGUGUUAAAUCGGCGGCUGAAACCGCUGAAAGCCACCCCGAGUCGUUUAUUUUCGUUAAUUUGGGUGGUUUUCAGU